UUUUUAAUUUGUCUUGUUGAUAAGGUCCAAGUAAACCCUUUUUUUUGUAUCCUGAGAUCCAUGAUUGUGCUUCAUUAACUCUCCAAAACUUAAAAUCCCAACAAGAGAUGAAGAACCAAUAUUCUUAUCAAGCUCCCCGGCCAAAGAACAAUCUUCGGGUAUGGCUUCGGUGGGCACCUCUUCUCCAGAAACAGCCCUCUGCGAUCACCGGAAAGCAUAAGGAGGUUUUUGAAUAUGGAGGUUUGAAGGAGUCAUUGAUUAAUGGAGCUGAACUGUCUGACGGCAGCAGGUCAGGUUCACAGACCUCCAUGCAAGUUCCUAAAGGGUUCUUGGCAGUUUACGUAGGGCCACAACUGAGGAGGUUUGUGAUUCCUACAAGCUACUUGUCAAUGCCAGAUUUUAGAGGUUUAAUGGAUAUGGUGGCCGAGGAGUUUGGAUUUGAUCAAGAGGGUGGCCUUAGAAUUCCUUGUGAGGAAGAAGAUUUUGAGAAAAUAUUAUAUAGAUGUUGUGCAAACAGAAAGAAGAACAAUAAGAAGCUACCAUAUGAUCACAAACAUAAAGUUCUUGGGUGGUAGAUACAUUAAUUGUUUUUGCUUAUGUCAACGUCUUGUUCAAUUGGGAUCGAUGUAGCCUGGGAUGAAUAUUUUGGAGUCAUGUGAAUAUUUCUUGUCUUUGCUCAAUCAUCAUCAGAGGGGCAUUAAUUUGUUUACAUAUUAUUGUAAUUAUAAAUUUCAUUCCAAAUAAUUAAA
Molecule: messenger RNA, 749 nt
Organism: Quercus lobata
Lineage: Eukaryota; Viridiplantae; Streptophyta; Magnoliopsida; Fagales; Fagaceae
Product: SAUR-like auxin-responsive protein family
Exons: 1
Coding region: 108-575 (155 amino acids)
Biological process (GO): response to auxin
Source: RefSeq, a predicted model, not a curated record